AUGCUUCUUACGAACGCGAUCAGACAGGUUGGACGUCAGGAAACCGUCCAGUUGGCCGCGAUGCAAUCGCGCUCAAUGCACGAUUUGACUUUUCGCAAAAAGACCGGUCAGGCCAUGUUUAAAUAUGGUCGUGGUGGACGCUCGAGCACCAAUGGUCACAUUGCUACUGUCUUUGGAUGCACUGGUUUCCUCGGCCGUUAUGUUGUCUCCAAGUUGGCCAAACAAGGCACACAAGUUGUAGUCGCUUAUCGUGAUCCUGAUGAAGCUAGACAUCUCAAGGUCUGUGGUGAUCUUGGCCAAGUGAUUCCUUUGGAAUUCGACUUGAGAAACCGUGAACAAAUCAUGGAAUGUGUCCGUCACUCUGAUAUCGUUUACAACUUGGUGGGUCGUGAUUAUGAGACCAAGAACUUCACUUUUGAACACGUCCACGUUGAUGGCUCCCGUGCCAUUGCUGAAGCUGCUGCCGAAGCUGGUGUUGCCCGUUUCGUCCAAGUCUCUGCUUUGAACGCUUCCGAAGAUUCCACAUCCAAGUUCUUGCGCUCCAAGGCUUUGGGUGAGAAGGCUGUUCGUGAAGUGCUUCCUGAUGCUACCAUUGCUCGCCCUGGUACCAUGUUUGGUCAUGAGGAUCGUUUCUUGAACAGAAUUGGUCUUGGUGAUGGUUGGCAAUUCUGGGUCAACGAAGGCCAAACCAAGAUUCGUCCUGUUUCGGCUAUUGAUGUUGCUCAAGCCCUUGAAGUUAUGUUCAUGGCCGAUUCUACUGCUGGCAAGACUUAUGAACUUUAUGGUCCCAAGGAGUACAGCUACCAGCAAAUCUAUGAGAUUGCCCGCGAAAUUGCCUUGAAGCCUCUUCCUAUUUAUCCUCUUCCUCUCCCUAUCGCCAAGGCUGCUGCUACCUUGAUUGACAAGCUCCCUUACAACCAAAUGGUCAGCCCCGAUCUCAUUGAACGUAUGACCAUUGACGACAAGCCUACCCCUGGUGCUCUCACCUUCAAGGAUUUGUACGUUGAUCCAGUGAGCUUGGAGAGCGUUGCCAUCCAAUUCCUUCGACGUUUCCGUAGCAACGCUGUAUUUGAUCUUCCUUACGAAAAGGGCGAAGGCGAGGUCAAGAAGGGUGUCUACCACGUCAUUGACUAG
Messenger RNA from Lichtheimia ornata, 1134 nucleotides. RefSeq lists its product as uncharacterized. Gene Ontology annotation, molecular function: protein-containing complex binding. The record is from RefSeq and is a predicted model, not a curated record. Gene Ontology annotation, cellular component: mitochondrion. The transcript is spliced from 11 exons. Bases 1 to 1134 code for a protein of 377 amino acids. NCBI's taxonomy places the organism in Eukaryota, Fungi, Mucoromycota, Mucoromycetes, Mucorales, Lichtheimiaceae.